CGAGGAAGCUCGUGCACUAUAUAAAGCCCUGAGAGACAGACAGAGAGAGACAGAGAGAGAGAGAGAGAGAGAGAGAAUAAGGCUGGAGUUCCCACUGAACUGCAGCGGCUCCUGUAGUAUUAUUAUUAUUAUUAUUGUUGUUGUUGUUGCCUGUGGGUGAGGUAGUGUUGAUUGCAGUCCACCCCCCCUCGGGCUCGGUGCAGAGAUGUUGCCCGGUGUCGUUGCUCCUCCCGCUAUGUACCCCAGCCUGCUGUCUCUGCCGCGGACUUUGCACUCGGCCUUCACGGCUCCGUCCGGUUUCCGGGUGGAGGAUCUGCUGCGCACCUUCCCGCCUCCGCUUCCGCCGCCCGCGAGCCCCAGCUCACCCGAGAGCGCGCGCGCUUCUUCCGGUACCGACAGGAGCAGCUCACCGCCGCAGAGCGCCGCCAUCACCCCGAGCGCGCACACACACACCCACACACACACACACACCGAGCCCGGCUACCUGAAGUUCGGGGUGAACGCCAUCCUCGCACCAGAUACCACAAACGCAUCAUCUCCACCUGCACUACAUGGCAUGAGCCCCAAACACUUCCCUUUCCCUUACUUUGACGCGUCGUUCCAUCCGUUCAUCAGAGCUGCCUAUUUCCCUGCUUCAAACUCAGUGGUUCCUAUACCAGGAACCUUCUCAUGGCCACUUUCGGCAAGGGGAAAGCCCAGGAGAGGGAUGCUGAGACGGGCCGUGUUUUCAGACGUGCAGCGUAAAGCUUUGGAGAAAAUGUUUCAGAAGCAGAAGUACAUCAGCAAACCAGACAGGAAGAAGCUAGCUGCGAAACUCGGGCUGAAAGACUCUCAGGUAAAAAUAUGGUUCCAAAACCGAAGAAUGAAAUGGCGGAAUUCCAAAGAGAGGGAACUUUUGUCUUCCGGCGGCUGUCGAGAGCAAACUUUACCAACAAAGACAAACCCUAAUCCAGAUCUCAGCGACGUUGGGAUAAAGUACGAGAAUCUCGACAGAGACAGCCCGCAUAGUGCCUUCUACCAUCCUCAUAUAGGCAAAGCUCUCGAAAACGGUUCUGAUUCACUUCUCACAUCUCCAUCACACUCCAGCAAGAACUCCGACUCAUCAGACGAUGAAGAAAUCACCGUAUCAUAGCCAGAAAAAAACAGACUGCGAUUUGUGUCGAAUUAAUCCUCAGUUCCUACAUGGGGGCGAGACUGAAUCAAACUGAGAGACAUUUGGAAAAGUUUUAGCACCUAUGAGGAAACAGCUAAAUAAAGGUCAUGCAUCAAUACUAGGAUUGAAGAAUAUGUUUAAAAUGUUGAAGUGACACAACCAUGAGAGAUGUGUUUGCUGAUUUGGCAAGAUUCAUUUUUUAUUGUUGGCUUAAUUUGCAAUGCAGUCUAUCGAUUAGGAUUUGCGUUUGUCCCGUACUUUUCAGAUCUUGUCCAGGAUGUGAUUUGGUGGCAACUGGACGACUUAGAAAAAUUAGCUUACUUCAUAGUGAAUCAGACACAUAUCCAUGUCACCAAUGAGCAGCUAUUAAUUAGCUCUACCUUUACAUGAUACGGGAAUUAACGUGCUGGGAAAAAAAAAGAAAAUAAAAAUGAUGAAUGAAACAUUCAGGCUACUAAUUUAAUAGCCUUUACUGUGGCUGCGUUU
Neoarius graeffei (lesser salmon catfish) is the source of this 1639-nucleotide messenger RNA. It is a transcript of the gene dbx1b, whose product is annotated as developing brain homeobox 1b. The record is from RefSeq and is a predicted model, not a curated record. Gene Ontology annotation, molecular function: DNA-binding transcription factor activity, RNA polymerase II-specific; DNA binding. NCBI's taxonomy places the organism in Eukaryota, Metazoa, Chordata, Actinopteri, Siluriformes, Ariidae. Bases 206 to 1132 code for a protein of 308 amino acids. Gene Ontology annotation, biological process: cell differentiation in spinal cord; regulation of transcription by RNA polymerase II. The transcript has 4 exons.